This is a messenger RNA of Pieris macdunnoughi, 7392 nucleotides long. Lineage: Eukaryota; Metazoa; Arthropoda; Insecta; Lepidoptera; Pieridae. The record is from the annotation of a GenBank genome assembly.
AUGUUAAAUCGUUUCCGUUCUGCUGCCGAUCACGUGCGUUCGUCUUAUUCUGAAAAACGUGGCGUACGUAGACAAGAGCCAGAGAGACCGCGGGCGCGCGUCGCGGAAGAUGCGUAUGAUGCGGCCCAGUACUUUGUUGAUGAUGUCAGAGAUCCAUGGUGUCCAGAUGCCCUGGAACGCGAGCGCUUAUGCCAUCAUGCCCAGCUGCGUGAGUUGGUUGUGCGGGGAGAUGCGAGUGGUCUUCGAGAUAAGCUGGAUUCCUUGGGUGCUGCAGCGGCCAUCAUUGCCAACUUGACGCCUGGUGGAGCCAAUACUCUGUUGUAUGUCGCUUCAGAGUUAGGCAACCUCGCCUCAGCGUCGGUCCUUGUUGGCGCCGGCGCGGAUGGAAGAGCUCACCCCGUGACCAGAUAUGGCCCAUUGUAUAUUGCGUGCUAUCAUGGGCAUUCCGACAACGCCAUGCUGCUGCUAGCCCAUUUUCCUGAAGCUGUUCAGCAAGAAACCGUUGAAAAAUGGCUGCCAUUACACGCAGCCUGUAUCGGCGGCCACCCAUCACUAGUCAAGCUGCUGUUGGAGUACCAGUACCCGGCUCAUCUGCUUAAUACAUACACCGACGCAAGCGGACAAUGCCAAUAUCGGAUGGCGUUUGACGUGAACGCACGCGACGCGAGCGGCCAAAGUGCAUUGUACGUUGCGUGUACGCUGGGCAACGCGGGCGUUGUUGAUGCGCUGUUGGAGUUCACUGUACCUGCGUUGAGACCUGCACAGUCUCCACCUAAAGACUCCGUUCCUCCGGAAUCCCGAGUAAAUUCUAGCCCUCAUAGGAGUGGGAUAUCGUUAGGAAUUCAUGCUAUCGUUAAUAAACUAACUGGGGGUAACAAAACUUCGGCAAUCGAAACGGAGAAGCGUAUACGUCCAGUACGUACGGACAGCGGGCGCGGUAUGGACACGUGCGUUGCGUGCGCAGCGCGACUUGGACACGCGAGGGUUUUACGAAGAUUGUUGGCUGCUGGGGCUAGGCCUGAUGCAUGUGCGAAGCUUUGGCCUAUCCGCCAUAUCUCCUUAGAAGAAGGAGAAGAAGGUCUUAAAUUUCCUAUGACGUCAUUGCAGGAGAUGGUAUCAGAUGUAGCCCGUGACACGAGACGUCGCUCGCGCAGUGCGUCCGUCACAAGGGGUCGAGCUUCACCGUCGCCUGCGCAGUCGCCUUACAAUGAUGAUCGUGAAGGCUGGACAGCAUUGGCGGUAGCAGCGAGAGCUCGGAAUGUGCAAAUAGUGGAGAUGCUGUUGGCUGCCGGAGCCACAGACCCUGGUGGAAAAGCGUUGAGGGAAUGCGCUAGACAUGGGCUCGCGGAUCUCGUGGCUGCCCUUCUCGCUACCAAAGCUUACCCGGAUCCCGAGUAUAAGCUGAACAAAUCAGCGAUCUCCGAGACCGUCAUAUCCGGAAAAGACGUUGACACUGCUUUGUCAUUCAGUGCGAGAUGUCCCUCAACGCCUGUUAUGAUCAAUUGGAGGGAGCUGAGGUGUCAAUUAACCAGAUUGCGUAUGAGCUGGUUACGUGCCGCUGCGUCCCGUGUGAAUCCAAAAUUAUGCACGAAUGGCAACGCCUUAUUGGCCCUGACGAGACUCGAAGUAGCUAACAAUGAGUUGAGAGAACUGCCCAGGGAAUUGUUUUCACUUAUGAGCCUGAGAUAUUUGAACGCCGCUCAAAACAAGCUGGAGCGGCUUCCAACAGCAAAAGAUCCGUUUGAAGAAGACUAUGACGGAGGGAGAAGAAAAAAGAGAGAUAAGAAAAGCAGCAGUGUUUAUACGGCGCCAGUUUUGCAGGAACUAUAUUUGCAGGAUAAUCGCCUCGAAGAGUUACCACCGGAGCUAUUUUCUCUCCCAGCUCUGACGAGCCUUGACGUGUCGAAUAAUAAACUGCGCACGCUCCCAGCGAAUAUGUGGAGUGCCCCCAGUUUGAGGGACCUCAACGCUGCCUUGAACCACUUGAAGGAACUACCCACAGGAGAGGAGUCAAAUGACAGUGCCUCCAGUGUUUCGUCCCCUUCAGAUUCUCCUCUACCGGGUGCUUCGCCAUCCACCAAUUCCGCGCCUUAUGGAUUCUCACAAGCGAAGUCGGCGUCACGGAGUCCGUCCAUAGAAAACAGUGAAUCAACACCAGAUGAUGAAGACGUUCCUGGGCUUGGGAACCGAGCUGGAAACGCUAUCUGGUCGGAAGCGCGUCGUGCGCACGCCUGGCGCGGGGCCAGGGCUCCAUCUCCCGUUAGAGCCCCAGUGGGACCUGGAGCUAGUUGCCUGGCGUCUCUCAAUCUCUCUCACAACCAGUUCUCGUGCGUGCCACCACCGUUAGCAUGCAGGGCUCCAGCUUUGACCAGACUCAAUAUGGCCUAUAAUGGAUUAAGAUCUAUGUCAUAUGUGACGUCAUAUCCAACAAAUCUUCGCCAACUGGACUUAAGUCACAAUGAGAUUUCCUGCUGGCCGAGUUUACCACAGAUGGAAAGUUUUGGCAGCGACGGAUCCCCAUUGGCGUGCUAUUGCCCCAAUGGAGGCGUUGGCCGCAUAAGGCCUCGUUCAGGGGGCUCUGUUAGGUCCCAGUUGCUUAGCGCUGCCUGUCCAGCUCGGCGUCAUCUAAGACUCGAAGCUUUAAGGACCUUGAUCCUAGCAAACAAUAUGUUAACCAGAAUCCAACUCACCACUGAUGAUGAUGGUCUCGCGACUAGGGCUGAUCAUCGGAAUGAUGAUAACGAUGAUGAAUGGUCAGAAGGAGAAUGUCACCUCAAACGGCGUCUUCUCUUCCCACUCCUCUCGAUGUUGGACGUGUCUUGUAAUCUUCUGAAGUCUGUCCCACCGGCCAUAUACUUGCUUGGCAACCUGGCUGUUCUUAACUUGAGCGGGAAUAAAGACAUAACAGACCUGCCACCACAAAUGGGACUUCUAUCCCGCCUGUGGAAUCUCAAUACAGUGGGUUGUUGUCUUUCGGAGCCCCUUCGGUCCGUCGUGCGUGGGGGGCGAAGCCGCAGUGUCGACGUUGUAGGCUUUUUGAGAUCGGUGCUGCACGAAGCGAAGCCCUACGCACGGAUGAAGCUUAUGAUAGUUGGAGUACAGGGUAUUGGGAAGACAAGUUUACUAGAAUGUCUUCGACAAGAGUCAGGCAUACAACAUCGAAGGAAACCAACCGAUCAUUGGGCAAAGCGUAUGGGCAACCGCAGCGCUCGUGGUAUGUCAACUGUGGGCGUGGAUAUUGGCUGGUGGGUCUUUGAACCACAACGAGCAGCUAGAGGUCCCGUCACUUUCAGCACUUGGGAUUUUGGGGGACAGCAUGAAUACUAUUCAACACACCAGUAUUUCCUCUCACGUCGCUCCCUAUAUCUCGUCGUGUGGAAGGUUCCAGAUGGCAAAAAGGGCUUGGCCAGUGCACUACAAUGGCUGAGGUCAAUACAAGCGCGAGCGCCGGGCUCACCCGUCAUUAUGGUCGGCACACACUAUGACCAAGUUGUUAAUAGCAACCUACCAGAGAGCGAGAGUCCUUUAGCCCUCCAGCGAUUAAUAAGAGGCAGUGUCAUGGGUGCACCCGAUGCUGAUAAAUUGGGACUUCCUCGGGUUCUGGAUACUAUCGAAGUUUCCUGCAGUACUCGACACAAUAUAAAACUUUUGGCGGACAUAAUAUAUUCCGUUGCGUUCAGCGUCAAACCUCCAGGUAGCAAAGAACCGAUGUUGGAACAGCGUGUGCCAGCUACAUAUUUGGCUUUGGAAGAAUGUGUCAGUUCCUUAGCUGGUGAACUCAAGGAGCCGGUUCUAAGACACGAACAGUAUCGACGCUUGGUUACGCAGUACAUGCAGCAGAAGAAUCUCAAAAUGUUCAGAGAUGCCGCUGAAUUGCACCAGGCGACGAUGUUUCUACAUGAAAAUGGUGUCUUACUCCACUACGACGACGCGACACUUAAGGAGCUGUACUUCCUCCGUCCUCAGUGGCUCUGUGAUAUUUUGGCUCAUGUCGUUACUGUUCGGGAGAUCAAUCCGUUCGCUAAUAGUGGUAUAAUGAAGGUGGAAGAUUUAGCGCACGUCUUCAAAGCCUCGCCAGCAUUAGGAGGUGGAGAGGAAGCUCGUUCGUUGGGAAUGUCCUUGCUGAACAAGUUCGAGCUGGCUCUAUGCUGGGACGGUAGGGCGUUGCUCGUCCCACCCUUGCUCCCCACCACUGAGCCAAUGCAGCCGCAACCACAGUUAGCCCUAAAAUCCCGUACCUGGCCGGGCACCCCUCGGAGAAUGUUCUCCAACACAUUGACGACCUGCGACGAAAUACGCAACUCUGAAGCCCCUCUCACACAGGACUGCGGAUGGGGCAUCGUCCUAUCAAGUAGGGAUAGUGGCCGCUCGCUUCGUCGUAUCCUUCUGAUGUCGUACGUGCCAUGUGGCUUUUGGGCGCGGUUGUGUGCGCGGCUUUUGGCUGAUGGUGCACUCGCUGCCACUGCGCCUGAUCUGUACAAGAUUCCACAAGAGAUUGAACAAGACGAAAACCUGAUGAAGGCACUUGAGCUCAACUGGUCCUGGAAGGUUUGGAAGACGGGAUUGAAGUUAGUCUGUGGACAGCUGACCUUGCUUUCGUUGAGGGAGAUAUCCCCAACAAAGGACCCUUUGCUGGGGAGCCUGGUGGAUGAUGUGGAUACGGAGGAAUUGUACCACCAUAUGAGAUUUCGAGUACGUCAAGAAGGUGUGUGGUGUGAAUUGGAUAUGCAGACUUCUGCCUGCAUUGAAAUUCUUCUGCCAGCGCAAGCCUGCAUCGCAAAACGCAAAGAUGGGCUCCCGUUAACAGGAUACCAGAGUAUAACCUUGGAACCCAACCCAGCGGUACUGGCAAAAGUUCUGGCGCUGGUCUCAGAUCUUCUGGACUUGUUGCUGGAAGAUUGGUAUCCAUCUUUAGGUACCCGCUUCGUGCAUACCUCGGAAGGGCGUUGUCUCAUAACACGAGUGGUCCCAUGCCCCGGGUGUCUGCGCGACGCUGUCUCAAACAAUCUCCCACAAUUCCAGCCAGAACUACAUGACAAUAAUUUGGUUCAGGCUUUGAAACGUCUAGAAUUGGGGAAUGAACCGCGAAGAUUACGCCUCUCCGAGGAGUCGAGAACUUCGGAUCGUGACAGUGGAGUCGGGAACGAGUCAGUUUCAUCAUCGCGCCUCGGUUCCGUUGAAGGAGUUCAACGUUGUUUCACAGUUGGAGAAUGUUGGACCCUUGAAGAGUGUAUUCUAGCAGGAUGCACUGGUAAGAGGCUGGUCUGCCAGCAUCAUGCUGACGUUGAACUCGCUGAUGUCGCACCUGAUGUGCUUCUACUCGACGUGGAAGACUCAAAACGUGCCCGUUGGGAGCACAUAACACUUGGGGCCGUGGUGGGGAGGGGGGCGUUUGGGACGGUGGUUGCUGGAACAUGGCGCCCACCUGGCUGCGAAUCUCGCAGAGUCGCAUUAAAGGCGCUACAGCCGGUGCCAGCGCAGCCGCACUCUAUACCCGCUCUUACGGCUUACAAGGCAGCGGUCUCACGUUGGGAACGGGAGCCAUUAGCAGGGGCCUGUCGGGCCUACUGCGGUCUACGUCAAGAGUUGGGCAUCCUCAGCAGACUUCGGCAUCCUCACGUACUGCCGCUGCUGGCAGCCUGUCCAGCUCCACUUGCCUUGUUGCUGGCUAUUGCGCCUCAGGGUUCCCUAGAGAACACACUCCGUAGCUAUCGUGGUUGUGGAGCCAGAGUGGGUGCACGUGCUGCGCGUGCGUUGACGCUUCAGCUCGCACGCGCACUCGAAUACUUGCACACGCAUCGCGUGCUUUAUCGGGAUUUAAAGUCGGAAAACGUGCUGGUUUGGACUUUCCCAGCUCCAGCUGAAUCUCAAGUGGCUGAAAAUAGCCCAGACCCUAUUGAUGUCCACGUCAAACUUGGAGAUUAUGGAAUAUCACGACUUGCGCCACCAUCUGGUACGAAGGGCUUUGGAGGCACCGAGGGUUUCAUGGCACCAGAGAUCAUGAGGUACAAUGGCGAAGAAGAAUAUACGGAAAAAGUGGACUGUUUCUCAUUUGGAAUGCUCCUAUACGAGAUCUUUACGCUGCGUCAACCAUUCGAAGGCCACGAGGCAGUGAAGGAGGCUGUAUUAGAAGGAGCCCGACCGCCUCUAUCGCCAAGGGAUCUCCAAUACCCAUGCAGUAUGUUGGAGACGAUGCGUCGUUGCUGGAGUGGGGCUCCAGAGAUGAGGCCCUCGGCUGCUGCGUUGGUAGCGGUGGCUGCGGCCCCGGAGUUCCUCUCACUAAGGGAUGCUGCUGUUGUCAGACAGGCUAGGGCCGCAGCAGCCACGCCCAUGUGUCAUAUAACAGAAGAAAACACAGAGGGAUGGGAGGUAUGGUACGGUGGGGCGGAGCCAGAGCGAGCCCACGCGCUGAUAUCUUCAUCUACCACCUUUCUACACCACCACUCACUCACAGUACCACCAGACAAAACAGAACCGGUAAUUGUAACUGCGAUGUGUCGUGUCGGACACACGAUGUGGCUGGCUGAUUCGGUUGGACGAGUUUCUGUGUAUUUAAUAUCCGACUGUGUCUUACAAUGGAGUGUCAAAGUGUGCGAAACUGUGGGUGGCGGUGGGUCUAGUGUGUCGGCGUUAUACUCACUGGAAUCACUACGACGCGUUGCGCUUGCGCUGUCUUGUGGAAGACUAUUUCUGGUAUCGUGCGAGCGACCCCAAGCCGAGAGCACGUUCGUCCUCACAGAGUUGGGCACGGCCACUGAACUCAACUGUCUGACUGCUGUUUAUGCUGAUAAUGGGGUUGAGGUUUGGGCAGGUGGUGACGGAAUCUACACCUAUACAGUGAACUCUGAGGGCGUCAGUGCGGCUGAGUUUAUCACAGCUCCCGCCCGCCCUACACGAGUAGCGCGUCUUGCCGCCUCACCCCAUGUGUCAACUGUACUUGCAAACUGCAAAAAUGAUGUGUACGUAUACGCGUACUCGGCGACGUCGAGGGAACAAAGUGCUCGCUUGGACUGUAGCAAACUCGCGCCCAGUUCGGAAAGUUUGCAAUCUAUCGCAAGUGACGACCCCCUCACCGAAGACAGAUGUCGGAUAACAUCUCUGUGCGUUUGCGGCACUGAGGCGUAUGUGGGUACACUUUGGGGCUGCGUCAUUGUCGCUGAUGCAGCUACUCUGAGGCCGCUUGCUGUCUGCAGGCCUCAUGAAGGAGAGGUGCGAGCUAUAUUGCCACUUUAUCCGCAUGGCGGCAUAAACUACCCGAUGCUCGCAACACUGGGGGAUGGAUACCGACCCCUUCUCAAUAGAUAUGCCCCGUCACAGUCUGGUAACAACACAACUGCGCUGAGUGGCUUCUACUGUCUACUAUGGAGAACGCAGCAUUGGCUACCUGAUUAA